UUGAAAUCUUUUGAGCUAUGAACUAAAUACCAUUUAUUAGUACGUAUCUAUUAUCUUAUCUUGAGAUAAGCAUAUACUCUGAAAACACACCUAAAUUACGUUAGAGUUACAUUGUGGCUUGGUUGUGUAUUUCUUUUGCUGUGAAUUUUAGUGAAAAAAAUGAAAAUGGGACAAAGAAAAUCAAUUUGGUUUUACGUUGCCGUUGUUUUAGUCAUUCUCAGUACCCUCACGUCUGAGGUUGAUGCUAGAAGAAAAAUUCUUCGUGGUAGACGGGUGAUGACACGAACAUAUUAUCGUGGCAACGCCGUGCCAGCAUGGGCAAUAAGUCUGAUGGCGGGAAUAGGAAUGUUAAUUGUUGGUGGCAUACUAUAUGGCGUCAUGAGAAAAAUUGUCCUUUCGUCUCAAACUGGUUCCCUCAACACUUACCAGCCAGCCAUGCAGCACGACAACAGUGUUUAAAAUACAUUAUUUUAGAUGAGAUUUAAUUUAUAAUUAUUUGUAUGUUAUGAAAUAAAACUUGUACUUAAA
This is a messenger RNA of Melitaea cinxia (Glanville fritillary), 528 nucleotides long. RefSeq lists its product as uncharacterized. Lineage: Eukaryota; Metazoa; Arthropoda; Insecta; Lepidoptera; Nymphalidae. The record is from RefSeq and is a predicted model, not a curated record. The transcript is spliced from 3 exons. The coding region runs from base 160 to 459 and encodes 99 amino acids.